CGCUUCCUACUGUAUCCCCACAGUGACAUCACGUGCGACUAGAAGAUAGGCGCAGUGAGCGGGGAUUGUCAUCUUUUAGUGAAAUUUUGGGCGAUACUUCAUUAACUCAUGUUCCUACUCAACUUAUAUUGUCCGAUAAAUCAUCAAGAUGAAGUCAACAGGCCACGUAGCGGGUGAUAUGAAAUGGCACGUCUAUCGCUAUCCCCAGAAGCCAAAAACCCUCAUGGUGAUUGGCAGCAUUCUAACGCGACCUGAUGAUCUGGAAUCUUCCCUGAACUACCCCAACGGGAUUGAGCCGCUUAAGCCAGACCAGGUCAUGGACCAGACACAGGCCGUGAAAAGAACUAUAAGAUCUGAGCUAUCGAAGAAUGCCGGGGCGCGAUUGAAAGCAAUGCUCCCCGUCAAUCCCUUCAUCAGCGCCGGGGCAGGCUUUGAGGCUGAUCGGACGAGGCAGCUUGAAGCAACAGUGGAUGCCCUUGGUGUUCGCGCAGUGUCCAUCAUGCCCGACACGGCGAGAGAGUAUAUCAAUCAAGCGUUGGCAACGCCCAGAGUAGUCCAGUAUGUGAAAGAGGGUCUCUGGUCCCGGUCUCUGUACCUCAUCGUCGGCACAGCCACUUGCAAGAAGCUAGUCAUGAGCGACAGUCAAUCGGUGGAAAAGAAAGCUUCAGCGGAAGCUGAUGUCGCUAUCGCAGCCACGGGUGUCGAGGCCGGCACCGGGUUUUCAAAGGGCCACCAAGCAUCUGUAAGUUCGGAAAUGGAAGUCGAAGAGGAGUGCGACUUCGCAUAUAGAGUGAGAGAAUUCCAGUAUUCGAGGCGGAAGAAGGGGGUGAAAAGAACAAAAGACUGGCUCGAAGGUGCCAUGUUUACAAAUGAUUCGGAAGGCAAAACGCCGCUUACCAGCGCAGAGGCUGAGGCGUUGUCAGAUGAGAUUCCAGAAUUUGACGGUUUCGAGGACGAGGAUGAGGAUAUACCAGAGGACAACUAGAUUCAAGCUUCACCUUGACCUUCACCUUCACAA
This is a messenger RNA of Xylaria bambusicola, 1018 nucleotides long. RefSeq lists its product as uncharacterized. Bases 149 to 985 code for a protein of 278 amino acids. The record is from RefSeq and is a predicted model, not a curated record. The transcript has a single exon. NCBI's taxonomy places the organism in Eukaryota, Fungi, Ascomycota, Sordariomycetes, Xylariales, Xylariaceae.